Drosophila innubila is the source of this 1780-nucleotide messenger RNA. RefSeq lists its product as uncharacterized. The transcript has 10 exons. The record is from RefSeq and is a predicted model, not a curated record. NCBI's taxonomy places the organism in Eukaryota, Metazoa, Arthropoda, Insecta, Diptera, Drosophilidae. Gene Ontology annotation, molecular function: protein binding. The coding region runs from base 55 to 1719 and encodes 554 amino acids.
GCGUUUACGACCUAUGAUUUUAAUGCGGGAAUCGACGAAGCAGUUCCACCAUGGAUGAAACUAGACUGGAGUCCUGAAAUAGAGCGAGCAAUUUACAAGGAUUGGGCAAAAUAUUACUCCCGGAGACGCAGGGAAAAUUAUGCCAUGCACUAUUAUGAUAAAGCAUUUACUCUCGCCCCAGAAGAUUUUAUGACCCUUUACUAUCGAAGUCAAUGUCACCGUAAAAUUGGUAAGACCAACGCAGCUCUAGCAGAUUGUAAGAAAGCGCAAAAGAUUGUUCAGAGGUCACUUCCGGAAAAUUAUCCAAUUAACCUGGAAAUUUGCGAUGCCAUUUACGAAUUAAAUCAAUUUGAAAACUUUAAAGCUGAAGUCCAUAAUAACACACGCCUUUUUUCGAGUAACAAAUCGAAAUCUUUUGAAGAUCGACUGAUCGUGGUUGAUGGGAAUAUAGAAGAUACUCUAGGAGAUGGGUUAAGCCCUUUUAUUUUAGAGAACGAAAAACUUAUUAACCAUAUGAGAGAAGUUAUUAAUGAUGAAAUGAAGGUUGAUGAGCGCCCGCUCUGGAAAAUAUUAAAAGAACAGGACAAAUGCGAUAUUCUGAGUGUUCCUGAGAUCGAAGAAAAACUCUUGUCUCCCCGUGAAAUGGCAAGAAAACGUCGUGCUUUUAAUUUAUGUAAUCAAGUUUACUUGGAUAGAUCAUGGGCAGACGUCGUUUUCUUAAAAAAUUUAAGAACCAACCCAACCGUACUUAUGGAGCAAUGCAAAAAUUCAGAUACAUUCUUGGGCACACUAACUGUGAAGCAAUAUGAAGUGAUUAAAAGAUUUUUGAAAAUGAUGCACGCCCGAUCUCCGAUGUAUUUCAUGCGAUAUAAAAAGUAUACUAACAAGGCUCUGUUAGACAAAUUCCGGGAGGCCCUUCUCAAUCGUGUUCAAUACCAAACUCGUCGAAAUAUGAAUUCAGUGUUAAGAACCAUAAGACGUCUUCGCACCGAACAAAAUUUAACGAAACUUUCAAAAUAUGUUGAGGACGUUAUGGGAGAAUAUGUGGUACUGAAAACUAAUCGAAUAAUGCCAUGGAAAUUUGAAUUUCUUAAUGAAGUAUAUAAUACAUUGGCAUUGGCAUUGGCCGAGCAAUAUCACAUUCCGACAAACUUUCGUGAGAAUGAUAAGAAUGCUCUUCUUAACCUUUUACACCUUGAUACGGAUAAAUUAAAGGAUAUCCCCGAGUUCGUGUUUGGAGACCGUUCCACAUAUCAGAGCGCAAUUAUAUUGGAUUCUGGCAUGACGAGAUCCAGGCGACAGAUAUUGCGACUUGAAAAUCGCAUGACAUUUGCAAGAUACUCGAUUGAGAAAUGCUAUUUACUUCAUCAAAUUGCUAGUAUUCACCUUGAGUCAAACCACUAUGAUGAGUGCUAUUUUAUCGCUCGAAAGGCGAUUGAAGAAACUAAAAAUUGCAACAGCAUUAUAUGGAGCUUUCUCAGCACCAUUCUUAUUGCAAAAGCUAAUGCCUCCCUUAACAAAAGUGAACGUGUAAAGGAGGAUUUGAAAUGGGCACUUCAAAUUGCCAAGACCCUCGACUCAAAUGAUCUCACUGAAUUUGUGGAAAUGUGUAUUUCUUGUAAUGAGCCUAAUAUUUGUUCGAAAGCUUCCAGCUUACCUGUAAGUAAACGGGGAAGCAGAGCCUCGUCUUUGCCCUCAGGCUUUCAAGUGAAAAUCUAAGUGUGAUUGUUUCUUUUCACUUUUGACACAAAUAAAAAAUCCAAAUUUUCAGUGUACAAAA